This is a messenger RNA of Nasonia vitripennis (jewel wasp), 1575 nucleotides long. RefSeq lists its product as uncharacterized. The transcript has 6 exons. Bases 330 to 1232 code for a protein of 300 amino acids. NCBI's taxonomy places the organism in Eukaryota, Metazoa, Arthropoda, Insecta, Hymenoptera, Pteromalidae. The record is from RefSeq and is a predicted model, not a curated record.
AGGAUUCUGCGCGCGUGGUUCAACCGGCGCAAGCUCUUCGCGCACAGAUCCCUCUCGCCAGUCGCGAGUCGGAAAUUGUCGCGCGUGCUCUUGCACAUGAUCGUCGCUCCGAACGAACCGUUGACAAACACGUGGGUUACGUAUGCAUAAGGGUGACAGAAGAUGAUUUUAGUGCACCGAUGAGAUGCCGUGCCGCUUGAUCUUUAGUGAAGAGUGAAAAAUUUGUUGUAAUUUUUAUUACCGAGAAAACAGCGGUCAUGUGGUUAAUAGAAUUUCUGGUGUGUGAUAAAGAGAUUAAAACAAAUUAGCCGCGACAAAGCUGAAGCGAAAUGGAAAACGCGUGCGGCAAAGUCUGCUGGAUCCUGGCCCUGCUUCUGCUCGUUUUCGAAGAUGCCACGGGUAUAAAAACCUUGAAAAUAACAGCACCGCAAAGGGUAAGAGUCGGGGACUCGGCUCUACUGACGUGCAGCUACGAUUUGGACGACGCCCAGCUUUACGUUAUAAAGUGGUACUUGGAUGAUGCUGAAUUCUAUCGAUAUGUACCCAAGAAGGAUCCACCCAACGCUAUCUUUCCUGUGCGAGGCAUCAAGGUUAAUGUGUCGAGUUCGAACUCACAGGACGUGACGCUAGUCAAUGUGAGAAGAAACCAUACUGGGCGGUACAGCUGCGAAGUAACCGAAGAUGGCCCAACUUAUGACACGAAAGUCCAGGAAGCUUAUGUUUUUGUUAUGGAUGUUCCAGAAACAGAGCCGAGAAUCGUAGUCGACAGGGACCGCUUACCAGACGGCGAAACACUUCGAGCGAAUUGCACCUCUGGUGCCUCCCGUCCCGCCCCCCAUAUUACGUGGACCCUCAACGGAGAACCCUUGAAUAACAUGACGAUGAGAUUCAAAGUACGGACGAAGACUUUGCCGAAGGUUUUCGGCCACAAAAAGUCCACGCAGUCUUCCCUCAGUUUGGAGACGGCUGGUAUGUUUCGAGACGGCCGUAUUCGCCUGCGAUGCUUUGCCGAAAUAACGCCGAUCUACAAAGCGUCGGCUUUGAAGGAAAUCACGGAGGAAAGACCCUACAUUGCAUCGAUGACGGGAGAUGCAUCGACACACAGCCGACUGAUUUUUUAUUUUUCAGAAUCCAGUGGAAGUGUAAGGGCCAAUUGGACGGCCUUCUGGCCUUACGGAUUGGCGUUGAAUGUUGUUCUAAGACUACUAGUUGGAACUGCUUGCAUGAGGUAGUUACUAAAUAAAGUGACUCCGAUAAAGACGACGACGAUGACAACAUAAAAACCUACGACCGUGAGGGUGUCUUCUCUGUUCGUGUAUGUACGAUUGAGUUAAUGGUUGAAUAAUUUUUAUUCGAGUAAUGAUCACAACGUUUUAUAAAAGAUAAAUGCAUACAAGUUUUAAUAAACUAUAAAUAUAAGACAAUGGAACGAUGUAAAGUAUAUGGGCCACAGGCAAAUAUGAUAUACAAGCUACUUUUUAACAUGUUACCUUUUGAUGUAAAUUGUUAAUAAAAUAUGCUUACCUUAUGCGUUCGCAUAUGACUGAGUAACCAUAAGUGAACGCUGACACAUGA